Messenger RNA from Effrenium voratum, 1446 nucleotides. The record is from the annotation of a GenBank genome assembly. NCBI's taxonomy places the organism in Eukaryota, Dinophyceae, Suessiales, Symbiodiniaceae.
AUGCCAAGCACGAUUUAUGACUCUGAGCCACAGCUGCGCGAAAAGAUGGCGGCGCCCACCUGCAGAAAGAUGCUGCGAGAGUGCUUCGGCGAGUACCGGGUAGGCAGCAGGAAAACCGAUAUGUGCACCCACUGCAACACGUUCCACUGCCAGCUGGUCCCAGAUUUCAAGCAAUUCAUGCAGAAAGCUCGGCGAGAUCUUGAGGUUGUGCUUCCAGUGUAUUUCCGUGCAUGGGACGCUGCAGGCAGAGCAGCAGAGGAUGCUCAGAACGGUGACUGGGCCAAGGUGGCAAGUGCUUUGCUGAAAUAUAUACACACUCACCACAGCAGAUUCCAGAACGAGCGCGAAACUUUAUCCCGAGCAGACAGGCUGACCCUAUUCUCUGAAGUGGAGGCGCCUAUAGAACUGGAAUUGAAAGGGCGCCUGUCCUUGCUUACUGCGUUCCAGUGGCACAUGGUGUCAGCCCGAAGGCAAGGCGAAUAUUUUCGAAGCCUUAUAGACAAGCUGGCGCAGGAGCACUACCUCAUGGCGUACGAUUUUCGGCAGAAAUUGAGAUUGCCAUUGGCGCCGACUGAGACAGGCCCUAUGUGGCAUUGUCAACAAAAAGUUUCGCUGGCAUGCUGGGGGGGCGUCUUCGUAAAGCAUUCAACUAAAUCCACUGUGGCACAGCCGCAAGUCGACCUGACCUUCCUGCUGUUUUUGUCGGAAGUUGUGGAGCAACCGGCAGAGGCCAGCAACUUGAUGUUGCAAGAAGCCUUGAAUGCAACUGGCGCGCCAUUCUCUGGCACUUUGCAGCUGUGGUCAGAUACAGGACCACAUUUCCGCAGCGCGGGGAAUCUUUUUUUCUACGCCCGAAAGUUGUGUCAGGCGCGGAAGCAGCCGAUCCAGAUUAGAUGGCUGGCAGAGCAGCACGGAAAGAGCAUCCUUGAUGAGAUGUUCGCAUGGACCGGCACGCACCGAGAUGGCUGGCUCGGAAAGCACGCUGCCCGCUUUCCGAUUUACAAUAUAGACGAUAUGGCGCAAGCUCUGAAGACGGGUGCUGCUGCUCAGAUGCAGAAGGACCCAAGCGGGCCAAAAUGGAUUGUCAAAAAGGUACGCUACCCAGAAAGGAGGGCAAGUGUCAGACAAUUUCUGCAUGCGCCUUCCUUGAAAAUAACAGGAACGUAUGCCUUGGAUGCGGAGCCGCACCACGGGCAAGCGCCUGUGCCUCCAGCGUUGGUCAACAGAAUUUUCGCAGACAGUGAUGACCGGUGCAGGGUGCUAGACUGGAAACUGGAGACCUUGACCGAGGAUGCCCCCGAGACUUGGCGCAAAACCUUCUUCGACGGGCCCAAGCCAUGGGAAGAAGAGGUUGACUGGCGGGCCGAUCAUCACCUGAAACGGGUGUAUGAAGCCCAGCGGAACCGGCCUCCUCCAAGACAGAUCUUGCCAACCAAGACCUUGUAG